UUUUUUACACUCUGUUCCCUCCCAUUCUGCCUGUGAGCAUUAGUGCUGAAGGGUCAGGUAACAGGGCUGCUCUUCACAGACCCACGCUCCCUCCAAAGAGCUGCACGAGGACAGGAUGAGGGUCUGCUACUCGGCCUGAGGAUGGAGAAGAAGGUGUGUGUGAUCCAGACUGACUUCCACCAGUACCGGCCCACCGUAACCAUCCACUCCAAGCCCCUGGCACACGUUAACCCGCUGCCUCAGUGCGUGCAGUUGGGGAUGAGGGGGAGCGAGGAGCUGACGAACGCUGUCGGGCACACGGACCGUCUGCGUUCCAGGGUCCACGAGCUGGAGGAGAAAAAUGCUGGACUUUGCAAGGAAAAGGAUGACUUUUUCAUUAGAUCUCAAGAAGAGCAGGAGAGCCUGCAGGACACAGAGCAGCGCUGUGCCCAGCUGACCAAGGCCAAGAGGGAGCUGGAGUCCCAGGUGCUGGGUCUGAACGAGCGUCUGGAGGAGGAGGAGGGCUGUGCGGCCCAGCUGGCAGUGCAGAGACACCGGCUGGAGGCUGAGUGCUGUGGCCUGAGGCGUGACCUGGAGGAGCUGGAGAACACACUCAGCGCUGUGGAGAAAGACAAGCAGACUUUAGACUUAAACGCCCGGAAGCUGUCAGAGGAGCUUUCACAGCAAGCAGAGAGUGUGCAGAAGCUGCAGAACGAGAAGGAACACCUGGUGGAGCUGAGCCAGCAAGCUAUUGAAGACCUGCAGUCUGAGGAGGAGAAAGUAAACCUCUUAACCAAAGAGAAGGCCAAGUUACAGGUGCAGGUGGAAGAUCUGGAGUACCUCCUGGACCAGGAGAGAAAACAGAGGAGCGACGUGGAGAAGAGCCGCAGGAAGCUGGAGGGGGACAGCAGGAUGACCAUGGAGAACCUCAGCGAGAUGGGCAAGAUGAAGAGCAGUCUGGAGGAGGUCAUCAAGAGGAAAGAUCUGGAGAUAAAUGCUACCAGCAGUAAGCUGGAGGAGGAGGAGGCCCAGAACGUCAGUCUUCAGAGGAGGAACAAGGAGUUCCAGGUGCGCAUUGAAGAGCUGGAAGAAGACCUGGAGACAGAGAAAGCUAUGAGGGCAAAGGUGGAGAAGCAGCGGGCUGAUUUGACCCGUGAGCUGGACGAGCUGACUGACAGGCUGGAAGAGGCAGGGGGAGCCACUGCUUCCCAGAUGGAGAUGAACAAGAAGCGCGAGGCGGAGCUACAGCGUCUGCGGCGGGAGCUGGAGGAGGCCUCCCUGCAGUCCGAGUCCCUGGGCUCCUCCCUGCGGAAGCGCCAUGGGGAGGCGCUGGCGGAGCUAGGGGAGCAGUGCGAGAGCCUGCAGAGGACCCGUGCCAAGCUGGAGAAGGAGAAGCAGAACCUCCGCCUGGAGGUGGAGGACCUGGCUGCCUCUGUGGACAACCUCCAGAAGGCUAAGGCCUCCAGUGACACCCAGCUGAGGAAGCUAGAAGACUUGCUUUCCGAGGCCAACUUCAGGAAUGAGGACCUGCAGAAGGCGCUGACUGAGAUGAACGUUGCCAAGAACCGGCUGACAGCUGAUAACAAUGACCUUAACCGUCAACUGGAGGACACAGAAAACCGAGCCAGCCAGACGGGCAGGACCAAAAUCCUGCUGGCAUCCCAGAAUGAUGAGCUCAAAAAGCAAAUGGAGGAGGAGAUAAAGACGAAGAUGGGACUGAGCAACAGUCUGAGCACUCUGAGGCAGGACUGUGAGCUGUUAAAGGAGCAGCUGGAGGAAGAGCAGGAGAGCAAGUUAGAGCUGCAGCGUUUGGUGUCCAAGCUAAACAGUGAGGUCACACACUGGAGGACUCGCUAUGAGGCUGAUGCCAUCCAGCACACAGACGAGCUCGAGGAAGCCAAGAAGAAGCUCACAUCCAGGUUGCAGGAAGCUGAGGAAGCUGUAGAAGCCACACAGGCCAAGUGUUCUAACCUGGAGAAGACCAAGCAGAGGCUGCAAGGAGAGGUGGAGGAGCUCUGUCUGGAUCUUGAAAAGGCAAAUGGCUCAGCAGCAGUGCUAGACAAGAAGCAGAAGGUGAUGGAGAAGCAGCUCUCCGACUGGAGGCAGAAGUGUGAGGACCUGGUAUCAGAGGUGGAAGGCUGCCAGAAGGAGAGUCGGCAGCACGCCACCGAGCUUUUCAAGCUGAAAACGGCCUAUGAGGAAGUUCUGGAGCAGGGAGAGGCCCUACGCAGGGAGAACAAAGCCUUCCAGGAAGAGAUAGCUGAUCUUACAGACCAGCUUGCUGACGGUGGGAAGAGCGUGCACGAGUUACAGAAGACGAAGAAGAAAAUGGAGAUGGAGAAGGAGGAGCUUCAGGCAUCGCUUGAGGAGUCUGAAGCUGCCCUGGAGGCGGAGGAGACCAAGGUCCUGCGUCUGCAGCUGGAGUUGUCUCAAGCCAAGGGGGACAUGGAGCGCAAGCUGCAGGAGAAGGAGGAGGAGUCUGAAGCUGCCAGGAAAAACCACCAAAGAAGCAUGGAGGCCCUGCAGGCCAGCCUGGAUGCUGAGGUGAAAGGUCGCACAGAGGGAGUGCGGGUAAAGAAGAAGCUUGAGAGUGACCUCAGCGAGCUGGAACUCCAGCUGGAUCUGCUGACGAAGAACAACGGGGAGCUGAUGAAGUCCAUCAAGAAAAUGCAGCAGCAAAUCAAGGACCUGCAGGCUCAGAUGGAGGAGGACUCGCAUCAGCAGGAGGAGCUGCGUGAGGAGCACGGCUUGUUGGAGCGCCGCUGCACCCUGCUGGUCAGUGAGAGCGAGGAGACCCGAGCAGGCCUGGAGGCCGCAGAGAGGGCCCGCAAGGCCCUGGAGACCGAGCUGCUGGAGAUGACUGAGAAGUACAACGAGAUCAACAGCCAGUUCCAGUCAGCUACCAGUGGGAAGAGGAAGCUUGAGUCAGACCUGCAGCAGCUCACGCAAGAGCAGGAGGAGCUACACGGUCAGGUGCGAGCGGCCAACGACAAGGCAAAGAAAGCCACGUUUGAGGCUGCUCGCGUUGCAGAAGAGCUGCGUCAUGAGCAGGAACACACGCUGCAGCUAGAGAGGGUGAAGAAAGGGAUGGAGGCACAGGUCAAGGACAUGACUGUGCGCUUGGAUGAAGCAGAGCAGCUCGCCAUGAAGGGUGGCAAGAAAAUCAUUCAGAAACUGGAAGGAAAGGUGAAGGAACUGGAGUUGGAUCUGGAUACUGAGCAGAAGAGGCAUGCGGAAACGGUGAAGACCCUUCGGAAGAACGAGCGGCGUCUGAAGGAGCUCCUCUUCCAGUCAGAGGAGGACCAGAAGAACCACCAGAGGAUGCAGGAGCUGGUGGAGAGGCUGCAGAACAAAAUGAAGGCCUACAAGAGACAAGUGGAGGAAGCGGAAGAGCAGGCAAACAUGAAUCUGGCCAAGUACAGGAAGACGGUUCAUGAGUUAGAUGAUGCUGAGGAGCGGGCCGACAUUGCAGAGUCAGCGCUCACCAAGAUCAGGACCAAGAACCGAGGGAGUUUUGGCAAGGGCUAUUCCUCCGGCUACAGCACUCCAUUUCCUGGUGUGGUCAGGUCGCCCAGCUCUGUAGGAUCCGAGGGCAGAGGAGAAAAGAUCAUCAAUGAUGAUGACUCAGUCAGUUCUCUCAUCCCUGCCUAUCUCAACUCACUGAAGAAACUCAUGAUUGAUUAACAUGUCUACAGAGACAUCAAUACGUGUGGGACGACCUCAUAAGUACAAAACAUUCCAAGUGGAUCCAAAAAAAUCAAAGACUCAUACACAUUUGAUUUUUUAUUAUUUUUAUUUAAUUUUUUUCACAUGUUCACAGGAUCCCCUGAUUUUCUUGGUUGGUUAGGUUAAGCAUACUUCUUUCUACUUUUAACUUGUUUGGGUGCCAUGUUGGGUAUAUAUAAUGCAGAAAUAAGAAAUGAACUACAUAUGUGAAGUAAAAAUGAAUUAGAAAUAACCUGACACAGUUCUAUAGUUGUAUGGGGAAAAAAAGCAUGAAAAGAAAAAGAUAAUCUAAAGAGGCUUGUUCAGUUCACUUGAUCAAAUUUCAGCUUUGUGGGUUGUCACAAUAAUGUAAAAAACAAAAGUGAAAAUUAAUUUGAGCUUUGUUUUUGACAUAUAUAUGGUAAUAACUAGUUAUUUUGGCUUCUUGACAACAUAUGUCCAAAACUGUGUCGUCUGGAACAGAUCCAAACCUAAAGUAUAAGACUGAUUCUUGAGCGUAAGUGCUGAAGGUGCCAGACAAAAUAUUAGGGAGUAUUUUGGAAAUGUAUUUUUACUCAAGGUAUAUUAUUUCACUUGAAAAAUUUGAUCUGUUUUUGGAUCAGGUCUUUUGCCUUGUAUAUUGUAACUGCAGAAUAUAACUCCAACACUUUAUAGAAUUGAUAUUUGAUCCCAGCUGUUAUCAUGUUCUUCAUGACCUGAAUACUACCUAUUUAACUUGCAGUGUGAACAUGGUAAAUAUUCCAUAUAUAAAUAAGUUGGCAACAUACAGUAUACAUUGACUCAAAAUCUGACGGUACUGUAUGUACACCUGUAUCAUGACUUUAACUAUUUCAUAAAAUGCAUAGUACUUACAUAUUAAUGCAUUUUAGCAUAUGCGUAUUCUAUUCCUGAGAGAAAAGGGGAACUAAAUUCUAGGGGGACUAAUGAUUUAAUUUGGGUCCCACAUUUGAAUUAUAAAAUGGAAGCAUGGACUGUGUUAGUAGAACAUUGAGUCAUAUUAUAAACAGGGGUUAACUGUUAUGUUGACAUAUUAAUAUUUUCUUAAUGUAAAAAGUAAAAAAAAUAUCUUUACUUGAUAAUUGUAUCUUCAGUAGCUUGAAUGGAUUGCAUGUCAAUCCAGGUUAUGUUUUAUAUUGGAUUGUGACUUUUAAAUAAAAUUAUUUGUACCAUCUUAAAAUCCAUUUUUGAUAUUACCAUAAAACAUUAGUCCUGUUUUUAAUACAAAGGGAAGUACGUAAUGUUCACAUACAACAGAAAUAUAACUAAUACAUUUUAUACAAUAAAAUGUUUUGAAAUUGAAUCAGAGUAAAUUUACAACCAUACCAGAAACUGUACACAGUAGGUUUAACAUCCAAUUUAAUCAAUAUGUUUUAUAGUAAUGCAAAACAUUCACUGAAGAGCAGUUAUAUCUUCAUUUACAAUCUUUUAAAACUUUCAAUUUUCUAGUUACAUACUUCCAACAUAAUCAGAUUUCAAUAUUACACUUUGCACAACAUUUAGGCAUCAAUAUGAAACAGUAAUAACAUAUACAUCAGUAAUACUUAUGGUAAUUCGAUGGGAAAAAAAGCUGCUGAUUUAAUGAUUGAUUAAAUAUAAACUUAGUUGAAAAUGUUAUCCAGUUAAAAAUCUCUGAAAAGGAAUAAAGAACAAAACAGUGUUCCUGUUCAUUUCUGUAUAAAAAUAAGCAUUGUGUAAAAUAGGUUUAAUAUAUUAUCUGUACCUCCCCUACGGCACGUGGUUUUGCAACACAUCUAUACUAUAUAUAUAAUUUCUUGUAAAUUUUCAACCACUGAGCGUAUAUUUUUGUUCUGGAUUGCACAGUAUUGUAAUUUAACGAAUGGUUCAUUAGAAAGGAAAUCCCUGUUCGGUAUUUAAACAGAGCAGCCAUAGUAUCAAAAGAAAAAAGCUGUGAAUCAUGUUUAUGAGAAAUACAUACUGUACAGAUAUACUUUUGCUAUUGCCACAUCGUUAGCUCAACCUACAGCAUAGUCGCGGUCAUUUACAAUCAGCAGAGUGAGAAAAAAAACCAAAAAAAAACCAACUCUAUCCGUUAGUUAGCAGUCUGAGUCAUCACCAGUGCGUCCAUGUUUAAUCUUCCGUAGUAUGCCAAGCAAGGAAGCCUGAGACAAGUACGGUUACCUCAGGCAACUGUGCCGACAUUCUGUUCCAGUCACUGGUUUUCAGAGGGCCUGUACAGAAAAUGCCCUGGUUGUUCAGUACCAUGGCAGACAUUUUAAAAAUCCUGAUUUGUAAUUGGUAAAUGGAAAUGAGAUAUGCUGUAAUUAGUUGAAUGACUACAGCCAUAGCAAUUGUACAUUGGGAGCUUUGCUUUAAAAUGGACCAGGAAGUAUCCUCUUUGGUCUCAUUGGCUACUGUAUAAAAUUACAUUGAGUUGCACAUUAAAAUCAACAUGUUACAGUUGCAAUGAAAUUAUGCAAAAUGU
Molecule: messenger RNA, 6148 nt
Organism: Conger conger (European conger)
Lineage: Eukaryota; Metazoa; Chordata; Actinopteri; Anguilliformes; Congridae
Product: myosin-16
Exons: 24
Coding region: 142-3663 (1173 amino acids)
Cellular component (GO): myosin complex
Source: RefSeq, a predicted model, not a curated record